GCCUGGCCGCAUCGCAGCAACUGGCCCGCGCCGGCCACGAUGUCACGCUGUUUCGAGAAGAACGACCGCGUGGCGGCCUGCUGCGCUACGUAUUUCCCGACUUCAAGAUGGAGAAGUCGCACAUCGAACCCGCCGCGUCGAGCAGCUCGUGGCCGAAGGCGUCAAGAUCCGUACCGGCGUGCUGGUGGCGGGCAGGACGGCCUGGGCGAAGACUCCAGUUCACCAACUGGCCAAGGAAACCGUCCAGCCCCGAGCAGCUCAUGGCCGAGUUCGACGCCGUGCUGCUGACCGGCGGUGCCGAGCAGUCGCGCGACCUGCCGUGCCGGGCCGUGAACUCAAGGGCAUCCAUUUCGCCAUGGAGUUCCUGCCGCAGCAAAACAAGGUCAACGCGGCGACAGCUCCAGGGCCAGCUGCGGGCCGAUGGCAAGCACGUCAUCGUCAUCGGUGGCGGCGACACCGGCUCAGACUGCGUGGGCACCAGCAACCGCCACGGCGCCGUCAGCGUGACCCAGUUCGAGCUGAUGCCCAUGCCGCCCGAGCAGGAGAACAAGCCCCUGGUCUGGCCCUACUGGCCGAUCAAGCUGCGCACCAGCUCCAGCCACGAGGAAGGCUGCGAGCGCGAGUUCGCCAUCGCCACCAAGGAGUUCAUCGGCGAGAAGGGCCAGGUCACGGCCGUCAAGACCGUGCGCAUCGAGAUGAAGGACGGCAAGAUGGUCGAGGUGCCCGGCAGCGAGCAGUGUCCUCAAGGCCGACCUGGUGCUUGCUGGCCAUGGGCUUCGUCACCCCCGUGCAGGCCGUGCUCGACGCCUUUGGCGUGGACCAGGACGCACGCGGCAAUGCCAAGCACCACCGACUUCACGGGCGGCUACGCCACCAGCGUGCCCAAGCUGUUCGCCGCCGGCGACGUGCGCCGCGGCCAGUCCUGGUGGUCUGGGCCAUCCGCGAAGGCCGCCAGGCCGCUCGCUCCAUCGACGAGUUCCUCUGGGCACGACCGACCUGCUCGUGAGAUGCCAACCCCGGAAGGGGCUUGGCCAUAG
Melopsittacus undulatus (budgerigar) is the source of this 1037-nucleotide messenger RNA. RefSeq names its product glutamate synthase [NADPH] small chain-like. NCBI's taxonomy places the organism in Eukaryota, Metazoa, Chordata, Aves, Psittaciformes, Psittaculidae. The annotation marks the transcript as partial. The record is from RefSeq and is a predicted model, not a curated record. The transcript has a single exon.